Messenger RNA from Suncus etruscus (white-toothed pygmy shrew), 11315 nucleotides. It is a transcript of the gene LAMA5, whose product is annotated as laminin subunit alpha 5. The coding region runs from base 1 to 11241 and encodes 3746 amino acids. The record is from RefSeq and is a predicted model, not a curated record. The transcript is spliced from 79 exons. Gene Ontology annotation, cellular component: basement membrane. Gene Ontology annotation, molecular function: signaling receptor binding. Gene Ontology annotation, biological process: axon guidance; regulation of cell migration; regulation of embryonic development. Lineage: Eukaryota; Metazoa; Chordata; Mammalia; Eulipotyphla; Soricidae.
AUGGCGCAGCGGCUGCUGGCCGGGCUGGCUCUGCUGCUGCUGAGCGCCGUGCGGGUGGCAUCGGGGGGCUUCAGCCUGCACCCCCCUUAUUUCAACCUGGCCGAGGGCGCCCGUAUCCACGCCUCGGCGACCUGCGGAGAGGAGACCACAGCGCGCGGUGUUCCGCGCCCCACCGAGGACCUGUACUGCAAGUUGGUGGGGGGCCCGGUGGCCGGCGGGGACCCCAACCAGACCAUCCAGGGCCAGUACUGCGACAUCUGUACGGCAGCCAGCAGCAAGAAGGCGCACCCGGCCAGCCAUGCCAUCGAUGGCACCGAGCGCUGGUGGCAGAGCCCCCCGCUGUCCAGGGGGCUCCAGUUCAACGAGGUCAACCUGACGCUGGAUCUGGGCCAGGUGUUCCAUGUUGCUUAUGUGCUUGUCAAGUUUGCCAACUCUCCAAGGCCUGACCUAUGGGUGCUGGAACGUUCCACCGACUUCGGCCUCACCUACCAGCCCUGGCAGUACUUUGCCUCCUCAAGGAGGGACUGUUUGGAGCGUUUCGGGCCCCGGACACUGGAGCGGAUCGAACAGGAUGACGAUGUGGUGUGCAGCACCGAGUACUCACGGAUCGUGCCCCUGGAGAAUGGCGAGAUUGUCGUGUCGCUGGUGAACGGGCGUCCAGGUGCCAUGAAUUUCUCCUACUCGCCGCGGCUGCGGGAUUUCACCAAAGCCACCAACAUUCGCCUCCGCUUCCUGCGCACCAACACACUGCUCGGGCACCUCAUGGCCAAAGCAUUGCGGGACCCCACGGUCACUCGCCGGUAUUAUUACAGCAUCAAGGACAUCAGUGUGGGCGGCCGCUGCGUCUGCCAUGGCCACGCAGAUGCCUGUGAUGCCCAGGACCCCACAGACCCCUUCAGGCUGCAGUGUGCCUGCCAGCAUAACACCUGUGGGGGCUCCUGUGACCGCUGCUGCCCCGGUUUCCACCAGCACCCGUGGAAGCCGGCAACCACUGAUAGUGCCAACGAGUGCCAGUCCUGCAACUGCCAUGGUCAUGCCCACGAUUGCUACUACGACCCUGAGGUGGACCGGCUCCACGCCAGCCAGGACCUGGAGCACGUCUUCCGGGGUGGUGGCGUAUGCAUCGACUGUCAGCACCACACCACUGGCAUCAACUGUGAACGCUGCCAGCCUGGCUUCUACCGCGACCCCAACCAUCCCCUGGAUUCGCCACACGCCUGUCGCCGCUGCGAGUGUGACUCGGAUUUCACGGAUGGGACGUGUGAGGACCUUACUGGCCGCUGCUACUGCCGCCCCAACUUCACCGGCGAGCACUGUGACACUUGUGCCGAUGGCUUCCUGGAUUUCCCCCAGUGCUACCCCAAGUCCUCUGCUCGCAAUGACACUGGAGAACAGGUGCUGCCAGCCGGGCAGAUAGUGAACUGUGACUGCAGUGCUGCUGGAACCGAGGGAAAUGCUUGUCGCAAGGACCCGCGGUUGGGACGCUGCGUCUGCAAACCUAACUUCCAGGGCACCCACUGCGAAGUCUGUGCCCCUGGCUUCUAUGGCCCCAGCUGCCAGACCUGCCAGUGCUCUAGCCCCGGUGCGGCCAGUGAGGCCUGUGACCCGGACUCUGGCCAUUGUGUGUGCUGGCCAGGCUUCGAGGGCCCUGCUUGUGACCGCUGCGCGCCUGGCUACUUCCACUUCCCACUCUGCCAGUUGUGCAGUUGCAGCCUGGUGGGGACCCUGCCCAACGGCUGUGACCAGGACGGACAUUGUCUGUGCAAACCUGGCUUUGGCGGCCCCCACUGUGACUACUGCAGCUCGGGCUACCACAGCUACCCCAAGUGCCAGGCCUGCAGCUGCGACCCUCAGGGUGCCCUGGAACAGUUGUGUGGCCCCUCGGGCCUGUGUAGCUGCCGUCCUGGCUUUGCCAGCCCCACCUGUGGGCAGUGCAGCCCUGGCUACCACGGCUUUCCUGACUGCACCCCCUGCCACUGCUCUCCAGAGGGUGCCCAGAAUGGCAUUUGCGACCCCCAGAGCGGCCAGUGUAGCUGCCGGCCCCACGUGACGGGUCUGCGUUGUGACAGUUGUGUGCCUGGCACCUAUGGCUUUCCUCUCUGCGAAGUGGGUUCCUGUCACCCAGCCGGCCUGGCUCCCAGCCUCGCCCAAGUUCCCGAGGUGAGUGGCACCUGCACAUGUCGAGCCCAUGUGGAGGGCCCCAGCUGUGACCGCUGUAAGCCCGGCUUCUGGGGGUUGAGCAUUAGCAACCCUGAAGGCUGUGCACGUUGCAGCUGUGAUGCCAGGGGAACACUGGGUGGAGGGACCGACUGCCAGCAGGGCAGCGGCCAGUGCUUCUGCAAGGCCCAUGUGUGCGGCCAGACAUGUGCCGCCUGCCAGGACGGCUUCUUCGGGAUGGACCCCUCCAACUACUUUGGUUGCCACAGCUGCCGUUGUGACGUCGGUGGGGCUCUAGGCCUGGGCUGUGACCCCCAGACGGGUGCCUGCCGGUGCCGCCCCAACACGCAGGGCCCCACCUGCAGCCAGCCUGCACGGGAUCACUUUCUGCCCGACCUUCACCACCUACGCCUGGAGCUGGAGGAGGCGGCCACGCCCGAAGGCCACAGCCUUCGUUUUGGCUUCAACCCCCUGGAGUUCGAGAACUUCAGCUGGCGGGGCUAUGCGCAGAUGACACCCAUCCAGCCCAGGAUCGUGGCCAGAGUAAAUGUGACUUCCCCUGACCUCUUCCGCCUCGUCUUCCGCUAUGUCAACCGUGGGUCAUCGAGUGUGAGUGGGCGAGUGUCCAUGCGAGAAGAGGGCAAGCUCGCCACCUGUACCAACUGCACAGAGCAGAGUCAGCCACUGACCUUCCCACCCAGCACGGAGCCGGCCUUCCUCGCUGUGCCCCAGACAGGUUUUGGGGAGCCCUUUGUGCUCAACCCCGGCACCUGGGCCAUGAUGAUAGAGGCUGAAGGGGUCCUCCUGGACCAUGUGGUGCUGCUCCCCAGUGCCCACUACGAGGCGGCCGUUCUUCAGCUGCGGAUCACCGAACCCUGCACUUUCCAAACUGCAGCCAGGCUUCCCGGGGAGAACUGUCUCCUCUACACGCACCUGCCCCUGGAGGGAUUCCCCUCGGCCUAUGCCGCCACCACAUUGUGUCGCCACGGCAAUAGCCUGCCUCAGCCCUGUCCCUUGGACCAGCUCAGCCCCUCGCACCCGCCGCUGGCAGCCUGUCUAGGCAGUGACGUGAGCGUCCAGCUCCAGGUGACAGUGCUGCGUCCAGGCCGCUAUGCCCUGCUGUUGGAAUAUGCCAAUGAGGACAGCCGUCAGGAGGCCAGUGUGGCCGUGCAUACACCUCAGCAAGCGUCCCAGCUAGGCACGGUUACCUUUCACCCGUGCAUGUACAGCAACCUGUGUCGGUGCACUGCCCUGGACGCCCAGCACCACCUGGCCACCUUCCACGUGGACUCUGAAGCCAGCAUUGAGCUCAUGAAUGAGCAGGCCCACUUCUUCCUGCACAGCAUCACCCUGGUCCCUGUGGAGACCUUCACCCUGGAGUUCCUGGAGCCUCGUCCUCACUGCAUCAGCAGCCACGGAGUCUUCAACCCCAGCAGUGCCACCUGCCUGCCUUCUCGAUUCCCUAAGCCGCCGCAGCCAAUCCAGAUUAGGGACUGCCUGGUGCUGCCUCUCCCACCCGGACUCCCACUGGCCCGUGCUCAGGACCUUGCCCCGGGCACGCCUCCAGCUGGGCCACAACCUCGGCCCCCCACCACUGUGGACCCUGAUGCGCAGCCCACACUGAUCCGCAACCCCCAGGGCACCGUGGUCUUCAGUACCCACGUGCCCAGCCUGGGUCGCUACGCCUUCCUGCUGCACAGCUACCAGCCGGCUCACCCCACCUUUUUGGUGGAGGUGCUCAUCAGUGGGGGCCGUGUCUGGCAGGGCCACGCAAAUGCCAGCUUCUGCCCACAUGGCUAUGGCUGCCGCCUCCUGGUGGUGUGCGAGGGCCGGACGGUGCUGGACGUGACGGACAAUGAGCUGACCGUGACCCUGCGUGUGCCCGAGGGACGCUGGCUCUGGCUCGAUUAUGUGCUGGUGGUCCCCGAGGACGCCUACAACCCCAGCUACCACCAGGAAGAGCCUCUGGACAAGUCCUAUGAGUUCAUUAGCCGCUGUGCUGGCCCUGGCUACCACAUCAGCUCCAGCAGCGCCUCCCCAUUCUGCCGCUCUGCCGCCAUCUCUCUAUCUCUCUUCUACAACAACGGGGCUCAGCCUUGCCGUUGCCACGAGGCAGGCGCUACAGGCCCCACAUGCGAGCCUUUUGGGGGACAGUGUCCCUGCCGUGCCCACGUCAUUGGCCGAGACUGCUCACGCUGUGCGACUGGCUACUGGGGCUUCCCCCGGUGCAGGCCCUGUGAGUGCGGGGCACAGCUGUGUGAGGAGCUCACAGGUCGCUGCAUCUGCCCACCACGCACCGUGCCACCUGGGUGUGUGGUCUGCCAGCCCCAGAGUUUCGGCUGCCACCCGCUGGUGGGCUGCGAGGAGUGUAACUGCUCUGGGCCUGGUGUGGAGGCGCUCACGGACCCCACAUGCGAUGCUGACAGUGGCCAGUGCAAGUGCAGACCCCAUGUGGGCGGACGCCGCUGUGAUUCCUGCGUCCCCGGCUUCCACGGUUUCCCCAACUGCCGCCCAUGUGACUGCCACGCAGCAGGGUCAAUGCCGGGCGUGUGUGACCCCCUGACUGGCCAGUGCUACUGCAAGGAGAAUGUGCAGGGCCUGAGGUGUGACCAGUGCCGGCUUGGAACCUUCUACCUGGAUGCUGCCAACCCCAAGGGCUGCACCCGCUGCUUUUGCUUUGGGGCCACAGAGAGUUGUGGGAGCUCAUCCCUCUGGUGGCAGGAGUUCGUGGACAUGACAGGCUGGAGGCUGCUGAGUGGGGACCAUAACCCAGUGCCACACGAAGAGCAGGUCGAGGCAGAGAUGCUGACAGCAGACCUGCGGUCACUCCCCGAGGCCUCCACCGACCUUUACUGGCAGGCGCCUCCUUCCUACAUGGGGGACAGAGUGUCAUCUUAUGGAGGGACACUUAGCUAUGAGCUGCAUUCGGAGACGCAGCGUGGGGACGUGUUUGUCCCUGUGGAGAGCCGCCCAGACGUGCUGCUGCAGGGAAACCAGAUGAGCCUCAAAUACGUGGAACCUGUGUACCCAGCACCAGGCCACAUACACCGAGGGCAGUUACAACUGGUGGAGGGGAACUUCCGUCACUCGGAGACGCACAACACUGUGUCCCGAGAGGAGCUCAUGAUGGUGCUGGCCGGCCUGGAGCAGCUGCGCAUCCGCGCCCUCUUCGCCGCCGUGUCCUCGUCCGUGGCCCUGCGCAGGGUGGCCCUGCAGGUGGCCAGCGUGGGGGCUGGGGCUGGGGGAUCUCUGGCCAGCACCGUGGAGCAGUGCCUGUGCCCUGCCAGCUACCGAGGGGCCUCCUGCCAGGAGUGUGCCCCCGGUCAUUACCGUGAUUCCAAAGGGCCUUUCCUGGGCCGCUGUGUCCCUUGUCAGUGCCACAGCCACUCGGAUCGCUGCCUCCCGGGUUCAGGCAUCUGUGUGGACUGCCAGCACAACACGGCGGGCAAACACUGUGAGCUGUGCGCUCCAAGCUUCCUGCGAGGCCCUGACCAGGACCCCACGGCCCCUUGUGUUAGCUGCCCCUGUCCUCUCUCGGCGCCAUCCAACAACUUUGCCACCGGCUGUGUUGUGCGAGGCGGCCGCACUCAGUGCCUCUGCCGGCCUGGCUACGCGGGUGCCUCCUGCGAGCGGUGCGCCCCUGGCUUCUUCGGAAACCCACUGGUGCUGGGGAGCUCGUGCCGGCCCUGCGACUGCAGCGGCAACUCGGACCCCAACAUGCUGUUCAGUGAUUGUGACCCGCUGACUGGUGCCUGCCUCAGCUGCCAGCACCACACCGCCGGGCCACGAUGCCAGACCUGCGCCCCUGGCUUCUACGGCAACGCGCUGCUGCCUGGCAACUGCACCCGUUGUGACUGCUCUCCAUGUGGGACGGAGGCCUGUGACCCCCAAAGCGGACGCUGCCUAUGCAAGCCGGGGGUGAAAGGGACCCGAUGUGACCACUGCCAGGAAGGACAUUUCGGCUUCGAGGGCUGUGGGGGCUGCCAGCCCUGCUCCUGUGGCAAAGCCUCCGAGAAUGCCAAGUGCCACCCGCAGAGUGGACAGUGCCCCUGCCGGCCAGGCACUGGGGGCCCCCAAUGCCGAGAAUGUGCACCUGGUCACUGGGGUGUCCCGGAGCAAGGCUGCCGGCGCUGCGAGUGCCGGGGGGGCCACUGCGACCCCCACACUGGCCGCUGCACCUGCCCGCCUGGGCUCCAUGGAGAACGUUGUGACACCUGCAGACACCCGCACCAUGUGCCCGUGUCCAAGUACCCUGGGGGGCACGGUGUCCACUGCGAAGUGUGCGAUCACUGCGUGGUUCUGCUUCUGGAUGACCUGGAACGGGCCGGUGCCCUCUUCCCCACCAUCCGGGAACAGCUCCGGGGUCUCAACGCCAGCUCCGCAGCUUGGGCUCGGCUGCACGCACUCAACAGCUCCAUCGCCAGCCUGCAGGAUCAGCUCCAGAGCUCGCUGGGUUCCCGCCAUCACGCAGAGGAGCAGCUGGAUGCACUGGGUCAGAAGAGCGCCAAGCUGGAACAAGAUGGGCAGCGGCUGGAGGCACAGGCAGGAUCGUCAAUCCACCAGGAUAUCCCCCAGAUCCGCCUCAGGCACCCCCCAAACCUGCCCAGACCUCCACCCCAGGACCCCCCAGAUCCCCCUCCCCCAAACCCCCUCCAGAUUCCUCAUAGGGCCACCCCGUCCCCCGCGAACACUGACAUGACUUAUCCACAGGCCUUAGGGGCCAGAGCCCAGGCGGAGCAGCUGCUGGACAGCACCGCAGACACGCAGGGCUGGGCACAGACGCUGCUGGAUGGCAUCCGGGCUGCAGAGCAGCGCCUGAGGGAGCUCGAGGACCAGACGGACCAUCUGUUUCCCACCAACACCUCCGCCCCAUCAGGGGAGCAGCUGCGCCGGGUCCUGGCUGAGGCCGAGCGGCUGCUGGGGGACUUGCGGGCCCGCAGCCUGGACUUCCCCAAGGCCGCUGCUGAGGCUGAGUUGGACAAGGCCCAGAGAUUACUGGCCCGGGUGCAGGAGCAGCUGACACGUCGCUGGGAGGCGAACCAGGCACUGGCCGCUGGCAUUCGGGACCGGCUGGCACAGCAUGAAGCCGGACUCAUGGAGCUGCGGGAGGUGCUGAACCAGGCUGUGGGCACCACGCGGGAGGCCCAGGAGCUCAACAACCGUAACCAAGCCCGCCUGGAGGAGGCGCUGCGCGGGCAGCACCUGGGCCAAGACAACAGCACACUGUGGGCCUCGGUGCAAUCUGCCCGGGCCACGCUGGCCCAGAUCUUGGAGCAGCUGCAGGGCCUGGACCAGGCCAGGGAGGACUACGAGCAUCUGCUGGCCAGCCUGGACGGGGCUCGCACACCGCUUCUGGAGAGGAUCCAGACCUUCUCCCCAGCCAGCAGCAAGCUGGGGUUAGUGGAGGAGGCUGAGGCCCAUGCGAGGCGCCUGGACAAGUUGGCGCACAACCUGACCAGCAUCAUCCAAGGUGUGAACCAGGACCGCUUCCUCCAGCGUGCCAUGGAUGCGGUCCGCGCCUACAGCCACACCCUGCAGGCCGUGCAAGCUGCCCAGAAAGCCGCUGAGCAGGCGCUGAAGGAGGCGAUGCACACGUGGGAGGUUGCAGUGCAGCAGGGCCUGGCGGCCCGGGCACAGACACUACUGGCCAACAGUAGCACCCUGGAAGAUAUAAUUGGUGGAGAGCAGCGGAAACUGGCCCAGGCAUGGGCCACCCUGCAGGGCACAGGCCCAAAGCUCCACGAUGCCCAGGCCAAGAAGGACCAGCUGGUGAGCAGAGUGCAGGCGGCACGGGCCAUGCUGGCCAUGGAUACGGACGAGACAAGUCGGAAGAUUGCUCAUGCCAAAGCUGUGGCAUUCGAGACCCGGGACCAGGUCGCCCAAAUGCAGAGCCGGCUCCGGGACAUGCAGGAGAAUGUGGAGCAGUGGCAGGGCCAGUAUGGUGGCCUGCAGACCCAGGGCCUGGGCCAGGCAGUGGCGGACGCUGGACGCUCAGUGUCAGGGCUGGAGAAGAUUCUGCCACAGCUGCUGACCAAGCUGAGUGACUUGCAUAAUCGGGGUGCCACCAACGCCAGCCUGGCCCUUGCUGCCAGCAUUGGCCGCGUGCGGGAGCUCAUCGCCCAGGCCCGGGGUGCCGCCAGCAAGGUCCGGGUGCCCAUGAAGUUCAACGGGACGUCGGGGGUGCGUCUGCGUGCACCCCAGGACCUCUCAGACCUCGCUGCCUACACUUCCCUCAAGUUCUACCUACAGAGGCCAGAGCCGGAGGACGGGGAGGCCGCGGGGAGCCAGUUUGUGCUGUACAUGGGCAGCCGACAGGGCACUGGAGACUACAUGGGUGUGGCCCUACAUGACCAGAAGGUGCAGUGGGUAUACCGGCUGGGGCCAGCGGGUCCUGCCACCCUCAGCAUUGACGUGAACAUCGGGGAGCAGUUCAGCGCUGUCAGCAUUGGCCGGAGCCUGCAGUUUGGCCACAUGUCCGUCACCGUGGAGAAGCAGAUGGUUCACGAGACAAAGGGCGACACAGUGGCCCCCGGGCCUGAAGGUCUGCUCAGUCUGGCGCCUGAUGACUUUGUCUUCUAUGUCGGAGGCUACCCCAAAAACUUCAUGCCCCCUGAACCCCUCCGCUUGGACUCCUACCGAGGCUGCAUCGAGCUGGAUACGCUCAAUGAGCAGGUGGUGAGCCUCUACAACUUCGAGGAGACCUUCCACCUGGACACGACAGCUGACAAGCCAUGUGCUCGCUCCAAGUCUACUGGGGACCCCUGGCUCACGGACGGCUCUUACCUGGACGGCACUGGCUACGCCUACAUCCCAGUGGACAGUCAGACUUCCGGCACCAGACGCUUUGAGCAGGAGCUCCGGCUCGUGUCCGCCGAUGGCAUCAUCUUCUUCCUUCAGCAUCAGGGCCAGUUCCUGUGCCUGGCCGUUCGGGACAGUAUCUUGCGUCUCUACUAUGACUUCGGCCAGGGUCUGCAGGAGGCGCCUCCCUCGCCCCCUUCCACCACCACUGCCGCCUCUACCUCCUCCCUGCCGCCCUUCACUUCGGCCAGCAAGGCGAUUCAAGUGUACCUGCUGCGGUCCAACCGGCCACGGGUGUUGGUGCGUCUGGAGCGGGUCUCGGUCUUCAGUGUAGAGCAGGACUAUGCCCUGGAGUCGGCCGAGGCCUACUACCUGGGAGGGGUCCCGCCCAGCCAGCUGCCCCCUAGCCUGCGGAAGCUCUUCCCCUCGGGGGGCUCCAUCCGGGGCUGUGUCAAGGGUAUCAAGGCUUUGGGCAAGUACGUGGACCUCAAGAGGCUGAACACCACUGGCAUUAGCUUCGGCUGUACCUCGGACCUGCUGAUGGAGCGCACCAUGACCUUCCAUGGUGGAGCCUUCCUGUCCCUGCCACUCCAUGAUGUGCCACCCCUCUCUGAGCACUUUUACUCGGGCUUUGGUUUCCGAAGCAGCCGGGACAGCGGACGACUCUACCACCACAUGUCUCAGGAUGGUGAGUGCGAGGUGAGCCUACAGCAAGGCCGUGUUUCACUCCGGCUGCCGACUGCUGAGCUGAAGACCCGGGGGCCCUUUGCUGACGGGGCCCCACACUACGUGGCUUUCUACAGCAACACCAGCGGGGCCUGGCUGUAUGUGGACGACCAGCUGCAGCAGAUGAAGCCCCACCGGGGCACGGCUCCCAGGCCUCCGCCCCCCCAGUUCCCUCAACUCUUCCUUGGGGGUCUGCCUGACUCAAGGGCCUCUCAAGACUUUGAGGGCUGCAUCAGCAAUGUUUUCGUGCAGCGGCUACAGGGUCCCCAGCAGGUGUUGGACCUGCAGGAACGCACAGGUGGCGUCAACGUGAGCUCGGGAUGCGCCCCCAAGCCUGGCACGGAUGCCCCAGCACUGGUGCCUAGAGGACUGCGGGUCUCCACAGCUCAGAAGGGCUCUCGCCAGAGCCGCAAGCCCUCUGCAGAUCCCACCUGCUCUGUGGCCAGGCCACCCCGCAGCGUCCCAGGUGCCUACCAGUUGGGGGGUGUCCUGCCCAGUCACCUGGAGUUCAGCCUCCCACAGCAUUGGUCGCACCUGUCCUUGUUGGUACGCCCUCGGGCACCCCACGGCCUGCUGCUCUUUGCAGCUCCUCGGAAGGCAGGUGGCCCCUCCCUCCUCCUCUUCCUCAGCAAAGGCUACUUCAUUGCUCACACGGAGGGAACCGGGACCCGCCACCGCCACAUCCAGAGCCAUCAGAAGGCCCGGGUGGGCCGCUGGCACAUGGUGUCUGUGAGAUGGGACAAGACAGGGGUCCAUCUGGUUACCCACCUGGCCAAGGCCAAUGCUAAGGCACAGCCAGCUCCCAGUCAGCACCUCCACCUGCCUGAGUCACCCUGGCCCGACAGGCUCUUUGUCGGGGGCCUCCCUGCCGGCAACCCUGAGCACUCAGUGGCAGGCCAGCCGGCAUUCAGCGGCUGUGUGAAGACUCUGAGGGUGGACAGGAGACCCCUGGACUUGCCCAGGCAGGCUGUGGGGGUCACACCCUGCUUCUUGGGGCCCCUGGAAAAAGGCCUCUUCUUUGCUGCCAGCGGGGGAGCCCUGAGUCUAGACCUCCCAGGGGUCACUCUGUCCACCUUGGAGCUGGUGCUGGAGCUGCGGCCCCGGUCAGCCAAGGGCCUUGUUCUGCACCUGGGCAGGGAGCAGACGCCACCCUACUUACAGCUGCAGCUGGUGGGGACUCAGGUACUGCUGCGGGCAGACAAAGGCUCAGGUGAGGUCUCCACAUGGGUAACUCUCCCCAUGGCACUGUGCGAUGGACUAUGGCACCGAGUGGCAGUGACCAGCAGUGGAUACACACUCCGGCUGGAGGUGGACACACACACCAACCAGACCCUGCAUCCUGCCAUGGCAGCCACUGCUGCCACCCCGGCCCAGCUCCACCUCGGAGGCCUGCCUGAGCCCACGUUUGCACAGGCCGAGGCCUCCACCCAGACUUAUCCUCGACCAUCCGCCUACAGCGGCUGCAUGAGAAAUCUGGUGCUAAAUGGGACCUCUGUGUCCUGGUCUCGCUCCGCCAGCACCCAGGGGGCGGUAGGGGCCAGUGGCUGCCCUGUCGGGUAGAGUCCCUCUUGCUCUGGCGCGGGACCUGGGACCUGCCCCCCAUUCCUGGUGAUGAUAAAGCUGGUUCUAGAAAA